Messenger RNA from Daucus carota subsp. sativus, 1526 nucleotides. RefSeq names its product leucine-rich repeat extensin-like protein 4. The transcript has a single exon. The coding region runs from base 3 to 1136 and encodes 377 amino acids. Lineage: Eukaryota; Viridiplantae; Streptophyta; Magnoliopsida; Apiales; Apiaceae. The record is from RefSeq and is a predicted model, not a curated record. Gene Ontology annotation, molecular function: protein binding.
AUAUGGCCAACUCUUUUAUUCCUUCAAUAACAACCCCUGCCUUAAUUCUUUUGCUCCUUCACUUCUCUUCACUCAUCAAUCUGUCUGCAAAACAUGGUCACCCUCAUCAUAGUCAUGGCCAUUCAUUUGUAACAAAUCACAAGCUCCAACAAGCUUAUAUAAGCCUUCAAGCAUGGAAACGAGUAAUAUACUCAGAUCCAAAUAACUUCACGUCGAACUGGAUUGGCCCCAAUGUGUGUAACUACCAUGGAAUAUACUGUUCUUUUCUUCCCAACAGCACCAGUAUCCAAGUUGUGGCCGGCAUUGAUCUCAACCAUGGUGACAUAGCCGGAUUCCUUCCCAAUGAGCUCGGGUUGCUCUCUGACCUCGCUCUUAUUCACUUAAACAGCAAUCGUUUCUGUGGCAUCCUCCCAUUAUCUUUAUCUAAUUUAACGCUACUGUAUGAGCUUGACCUCAGUAACAACAGAUUUGUCGGGGUUUUCCCUUCUGUUGUCCUUUCUCUACCUAGCUUAAGAUUUCUUGAUCUUCGUUUCAACGAGUUUGAAGGGCCACUGCCAUCUCAAAUCUUUGGCAGAAAUUUCGAUGCCAUAUUUGUGAAUAACAAUCGGUUAACUUCUGUGAUCCCCUCAAAUGUCAGCGUCAGCACAGCUUCUGUUGUUGUGUUUGCUAAUAACAACUUGGGAGGGUGCAUUCCACCAAGCAUUGCCAGCUUAGCUAAUACUUUAGAGGAACUGGUACUGAUAAACACAAAUAUAUCAGGGUGCUUAACACCUGAAGUUGGGUUUCUUUAUAAACUCAGAGUAUUAGACUUGAGCUAUAACAAGUUAAUUGGUCCUAUUCCUUACACACUCUCCGGAUUAGAGCACUUGGAGCAGCUAAACUUGGCACAUAACAUGAUGAGUGAAAAUGUGCCAGAAGGGAUAUGUGUUCUGCCUAGUCUUGCUAAUUUCACACUUUCAUACAACUUUUUCUCUGAAGAGGAAGGAGUUUGCAGGAACUUGACUUCGAAAGGAGUGGUUCUUGAUGAUCGUAGAAACUGUUUGAAAGACAAACCUCUUCAGAGAAGUAAGAAGGAUUGUGAUCCAGUGGUUGAGCAUCCUGUUGAUUGCUUUGAGCUUCACUGUGGCGAUUUCUAGUGGGACAUUCUGUUGACUCUCUUAGGCUCUACACCUGUACAUAUUACCACAGUAAGAAUUCUGUAAAAUAAAGAGUAACAAGAUGGCCUGAUGGGAAGUCACUUUUCGCUCGCUUUGUACAUAUUUUCUAACAUGAACUGUACAUCAGUUCAUACAGUCAUUUCUGUAUUUAGCAUGCAUUAUCUCGUUCUCAUCCAAAAGCCCUUGAAUGAAUGAUUUUACUUCAGUAUAUUCAAUCAGACAAUUCAUUGCGUUGGAUUUUUGCAAUUGCUCUUUUAUACAAGUAUACAACAAAAACUUAUAGUGAACUCAUAUCAUCUAGUUCAUCCAUAUUCUCCGCGAGCUCUUCAAUCAAAACAUUUGUUGAUUCUCAUUCCUUUCUUCAUAAAU